AUGUCCCCCUCCACCAUAAACUACCCCCUGCUCUCCAUCCCCGCCUACUACAUCUUCUCCCUUCUCCCGCACAUCUACGCCGGCGCCCUCCUCUCCUCCAACGGCUACAAAGUCAACAACGCCAACCCCAAAGCCUCGCUUGCCCCCUCCGCCGUGCAGGGAAAGGUCCCCGAUGCAGUCUACCAGAAAUACCAAAGAGCCGAGAACGCACAGAGCAACAGCCUGGAACAACUCCCUCUUUACGCUGUAGCCGUGCUGGCUAGUGUGAUUGCGGAGAGGAGCACGGCGAGGGGAUUGGGGAAUGUUGUUGCUGUGGAGGAUGUUACGGGCUUGACGGGGUUUAUUGGGGCUUUUAUGGUUGUGAGGGCGGCGUAUAUGGUCUCGUACGUGCAGAUUGCGGACCACAGCAAGUCUUUCAUCAGGAGUACAUUUUGGGUUAUUGGAGCUGGACUUUCGGCGUACCAGAUCUACAAGGCCGCGGCCAUCAUCGGAUAA
Messenger RNA from Fulvia fulva, 495 nucleotides. RefSeq lists its product as uncharacterized. Gene Ontology annotation, cellular component: membrane. NCBI's taxonomy places the organism in Eukaryota, Fungi, Ascomycota, Dothideomycetes, Mycosphaerellales, Mycosphaerellaceae. The transcript has 2 exons. Bases 1 to 495 code for a protein of 164 amino acids. The record is from RefSeq and is a predicted model, not a curated record.